ACCUCAGGGCCCAAGGCGGGCUUUACCCCAGGUGUACCUGAGGUGGGCAGGAGAGCGGGCAGGGGGCACUCCUGUGUCCACAGGUUGGCUCAGGUCCGGGGGUCUAUCAGUAGAGGUCCUAGGCUGGGGGCCAGCCCUGGCCCUGCUCACAGAGGCCUCACUGGGGACACCGGGCACCGGCCAUGGGGAGCUAAAAUUGGAAAGUGGCGAGUGGGAGGCAGCUGACAAAGCUAUUUCGCGGGCUCUUCACCGUGCUCCGGUUUCAGGCUUCUGCUCCAUUAACCCGAUCCUCAGGGCCUCCCUACCCCCACCCGGCCCAUGAGGAGGUGCCUCGGCCCUCAGAGCAGCAGUGCAGAAGUCAGGCCUGGCAGCCCCUUGGUAGGAGCAGGGGCAGCCAACAGUCUUCUCCAACCUAAGACCCCAUGGGGGCUCACUGAGAACACUCAAUUCUGUCCCAGGUCCAGUGUAUGCCCUUGACAGGUCCCUGCCCCUCUCUGGUCCAUGGCCCCUUCAUCUGUGUAAUGGGGAGAAUGCCAACUGUGGAGGCCUAAGAGAGCCGGUUUUAGAAUUUGUGAGAGAGAUUUGGGGGAUGAGGGGAAUCUGGGGCAGGAGACAGGGCCAUGCCAGCCACCUCUUGGCUUAUCUAGCCCAAGACGAUACCUGGACAUAUUCCUCCCUUUAAUUUGGGCCCUGAGUCUGUCACCCAUGGGGCCCUUGGGAAGGCCCCAGGUCAGGCUGGAGUAAUAUGUAGAGGGCAUAGGUACUAGCUGAGGUCCCAAAGAUGAUCCAGAAGAACUCUUGGGGAUGAGCUAAGCCCUGACAAGAGGGAGUGGCCAGGCUCACCUGAGCUCAAUACCGGUCAGCACCUUGGGCAGCGGCCAGCACACUCCCUGGUGUCUACCUGGCCCAGCCUGGCCCCACACCCAUUACCCCAGGGCACCUCUUCAAAUAGCACAGCCUCCAGCCAGCAUCCAGAGCCUGAAUACACAGAGCACUGAGAGAGUGGGUCGGUGUGGCCGCGGACACAGGCAGGAACCAGAGAUGUGGCAGGCCGGAGCUCAGGGGCUGGUUGGGGUAAUGGGGAUCAGUGAGAAGCAAGAGGCUGAAUGCGAAGGAUAGAGGCUUGGUGAUGGGUCAGGACCUAGGGAGGUCACAGGAAGUAAAGGCUGCUCAGAAGGGGUGUAGGAAUCAGAGAAGGGGGCCUGGAGAGGGUGAGGCUUUCUCAAGAGUUGAGGGAAACUUAUUGAGGGGAAUGGGGAUCCCAGGGCCCUCCUCAGUGAUUGAGGUGAUGCAGAGGGAGUUUCUCUUCAUGAACGUCAUCUGAGACCUUGGAGGAGCAGUUUGAGCAGAGGGUGGGGACCAGUCCACCUGAAAGCUCCAUCCAGGCUAUGGGCAUCAAGACAGCACUGCCUGCAGCGGAGGUGGGCCUGUACUCCCUGGUGCUGAGCGGGGCCCUAGCUUAUGCUGGCCGGGGCCUCCUUGAGGCUUCACAAGAUGGGGCCCACAGGAAGGCCUUCCGGGAGUCUGUGCGACCUGGCUGGGAGUACAUUGGCCGGAAGAUGGAUGUGGCUGACUUCGAGUGGGUGAUGUGGUUCACCUCCUUCCGCAAUGUCAUCGUCUUUGCCCUCUCCGGACACGUGCUGUUUGCUAAACUCUGCACGAUGGUUGCCCCCCAGCUCCGCUCCUGGAUGUAUGCUGUGUAUGGGGCCCUGGCCGUGGUGGGCACAAUGGGCCCGUGGUACCUGCUGCUGUUGCUGGGCCACUGUGUGGGCCUCUAUAUGGUCUCACUCUUGGGCCAGCCCUGGCUCUGUCUUGGCCUCGGCCUGGCCAGCCUUGCCUCAUUCAAACUGGACCCUCUAAUCUCCUGGCAGAGCGGGUUUGUAACAGGGACUUUUGAUCUUCAAGAGGUGCUGUUUCACGGGGGCAGUGGUUUCACGGUGCUGCGAUGUACCAGCUUUGCACUGGAAAGCUGUGCCCACCCUGACCGCCGUUACUCCCUAGCUGACCUGCUCAAGUACAAUUUCUACCUGCCUUUCUUCUUCUUUGGGCCCAUCAUGACCUUUGACCGCUUCCACGCCCAGGUGAGCCAGGUGGAGCCGGUGCGGCGCGAGGGCGAGUUGUGGCGCAUCCGGGCCCAGGCAGGCCUCAGCGUGGUGGCUAUCGUGGCCGUGGACAUCUUCUUCCACUUCUUCUACAUCCUCACCAUCCCCAGUGACCUCAAGUUCGCCAACCGCCUCCCAGACAGCGCCCUCGCUGGUCUAGCUUAUUCAAACCUGGUGUACGACUGGGUGAAGGCGGCCGUCCUCUUCGGCGUCGUCAACACCGUGGCGCGCCUCGACCACUUGGACCCACCCCAGCCUCCCAAGUGCAUCACAGCGCUCUACGUGUUCGCCGAGACGCACUUUGACCGUGGCAUCAACGACUGGCUUUGCAAGUACGUGUAUGACCACAUUGGUGGGGAGCACUCUUCGGUGAUCCCAGAGCUGGGGGCCACUGUGGCCACAUUUGCUAUCACCACUCUGUGGCUUGGGCCUUGUGAUAUUGUCUACCUGUGGUCAUGCCUUAACUGCUUUGGCCUCAACUUUGAGCUCUGGGUACAGAAGCUGGCAGAGUGGGGACCCCUAGCACACAUUGAGGCCUCUCUGUCGGAGCAGAUGUCCCGCAGGGUCCGAGCCAUCUUUGGAGCCAUGAACUUCUGGGCCAUCAUCAUGUACAACCUUGUAAGCCUGAACAGCCGUGAGUUCACAGAACUGGUCGCACAGCGCCUGCUACUCAGAGGUGAGGGACAGGGGAUACAGUAUGUACCAGGCGUCAGUGUGGAGGACUCUGACCUCCUGAAAUGUCCCUACUGCACCACAGUUCCCCAAGGACUCAUCAGGGAGAACCAGUCAAGUGGGGAGAGAACAGUCACUGGGUUGGGGGAUGGCGCUGCUCCCAGACACCAUGACUUCCGCCCCAUACAGGGUUCCCCCAGACCACGCUGGCUGUCCUGUUUGUCACCUACUGUGGUGUCCAACUGGUGAAGGAGCGAGAGCGAACCCUGGCGCUGGAGGAGGAGCAGAAGCAGGACAAAGAGAAGCCAGAGUAGAGGGGACAGGAAGAGGAACAGGCUCUGCUUAGCUGUUCCUGGGCCCAGGCCCAGCCCAGGCCAGAUGGGGCCUGACCGAUAGAAUAAAAGAUUUUUCUACCA
Molecule: messenger RNA, 3190 nt
Organism: Sus scrofa (pig)
Lineage: Eukaryota; Metazoa; Chordata; Mammalia; Artiodactyla; Suidae
Source: RefSeq, a predicted model, not a curated record